UUUUCCAUUGCACGACAUCCGUGGAACCUAAAUAAAAUCAAGAAUGAAAUGUAAAUGUAAAGCGUUACUAGAAUUAUUGAAUAAUUAUUUUAUAAUCUAGUAAAAUUUGUGAUCUUCGCGGAAAAGUAAUAUAUUUAAAACGGGGAAGGCACGAGAUUACUGAAGUUAUUAAUUUUUGUUUAAAUUAGUAAAAACCUGCAGCUAUGUCGGAGACAGAAAAUGUAUGUCGUCUCUGCUUGAAAAUUGUACCCUCCAAAAAUUGUUUACCAUUAGAUGCAAAUUUUACUGAAAAGUUACAACUGCUUCAACCUGAUCUGAAAUUAACAUCGCCAGUGAAUUCAGUCUUCUGUAAUAUAUGUAAGGAAUCUUUAGAAGAAUCCCACAAAUUAAAGCGCACCUGUUCCUCUAGUAAUAAAUUGAUAAGAUUCUUAAGGAACUAUCUUGGAAUAAAACAUUCCGUUGAACUUAAGGAACUGAUUAAAGGCAAAAAUAAAAAAGAUGAGAAUUGGCCAAGGAAUGAGCAUGUGUGCAGAAUAUGCCUAAAGAGUAAUGAGGGUGGUUAUAAGAGCAUCAAGGAUGCAAAGACUGAGUUUGCUUCAAUUUUAGAAUCAUGUUUAUCAACUUUGGAUGAAAACUUGACCACAAACCCCUUAAUUUGUAAAUUAUGUAUCGACACAUUACAUAAAACCUGUGACUUUAUAAAAAAGUUCACUGAUGUAGAAAAUAAAGUUAAAUCAUACUAUGGAAAGUUUCCAUCAGAGACAGUCGAUUUAUUUAAAGUUUUAAAAUGCGAUACUGAGAACGAAUCACAUUCUUGUUUGCAAAUCGAGGAAGAAGAUGAGAAACAUGUUCCUAAUGAAAAAAUAGAAAGCAGAAAGCGCCCUUCUUCAGUGGAUUUCAAUGAUGAUUCGGCAAAAAAACAAAAAAUAGAUUCUGAUUCUAAUGAUGAGGAAGAAGACCUUGUAUUUGAAUCAGCUUACGUGGAGCAAGACGAUCCAAGUAAUUCGAGCGUGGCUAUUAAUGAGCUCCCCUUUUUUGACUUCAGUUUAGGCACCGUAUUCGCACCGUACAGAAGAAAAAUUGAUAUCAAAGACUGGACAAAGCAAGUUGAAGAGAUGAAGGCUAAAAUGAAAUGGUCUGAUUCCACGGCGAAGCACAAAGUCCUAGGGGCGAUGACAAAAAUGCCACGGCUGCGUUCAUGGUUUUCUAGCGUUGCCGAUGUUAUAAGUUGGGAAGAAUUUAAAGAAAAACUCACACACGCCUUUGCAAAUCAUGACGAUUAUUACUUUAGUAUCUUAAAGAUGGUUAAUAGAACGAAAAGGCAAGAUGAAACUUAUGUUGAAUACUACAAUGAAAAGCUAGAUAGGCUGAAACCAUUGAAUUUUUCUGAGGAACAGAUAAUGUCUUGCCUGCUAGGCGGUAUAUCUGACGCCUUCACCAAUUGUAUCGCUAGAAUCGGGCACUACAAAAAGCGAGAAGAAUUACUCACAUUUUUUAAGACAUGCGACGAAAAGAAAGACAUGCAGUAUUCCAAAAAGAAAGCUGGAAAGGCAAACAAAUUACUUAAUGAGCAUGUUAAAGCGCCAACUCAAGGUAAAGGUGAAUCCAGCAUGGAUUGCUCUCCCAGCGCACCCAAAAAGAACCUAAUUGUAUUACUGGAAAAAAACAAGUUUAAUGUUACUAGUACAAAAGAACAUCAGAAGCAAAAUGAUGAAAGCCGGAAGACGUCAGAUCAGAUAUGUUCCUGUUGCGAUCAAAAAGGACACUUGAGCGUAAAUUGCCCCCUUAUUAUGACCGAUAAAACUCCUCAUGUAAUAAAAACUGAGCAAACAGAGAAAGCGGCCAUGGAUCGCGACCAGGGAAACAGUAAUUUAAUCAUCGUGCAUGAAAAUAUACUGAUUUCAGACGAAAAGUCUAGAAAAACCGAAAAUUUGUCCACUGCUGAUAAAAAAUCUCCAGAAACUGUUGAAAAACAAUCGACACAUCAGAAAGAAAGUAAAGUGCAAGCCCCACCGAAAUCAGACCAGCUCCAGAAAUGCGCUUGUUGCGACAAGGAAGGGCAUUCCAGUAUGGAUUGUCCAUUAAUCAGAGAUAAAGUGGAAGUCCUUCAGACCAAAGUGGAAGUCCUUCAGACUCAUCGACAGGAGAACUCUGCCAAGAAGUCUAAUAAGAAUUCAGAUAGGGGAUGUCAAUCAAACAACUUAAUCGUAGUGCAUGAAGAUAAGUCCGAUUCUAAGCCUACAGAGGCUAAAGAUAAGGAAGACCAAAACAAGGGGAAAUGUUCCUAUUGUGACAAACUGGGACACUCGAGCUUGGUUUGUCCUCUCAUUGGCAGCGAGGGGACCUCUCGUCGAGGCAAUAUUAAAAUUGUGUUGGACAAAGACCGUUUGAACAAACCCCCAAGUAAUAGUCCCCCUGUAUUGGUUAAAGAUGAUUUAGUUUGUGAAAUGGUACAAAGUAAACCACCUUCAACUUCGAAAGAAGGAGUCGGCAAUCAAGAGAAAUGUUCCGGCUGCAAUAAAGCGGGACAUCGGACCAUAGAGUGUCCUCUCAUCAGGCCUAACAAGAAGCCUGAAGAAAAACAAAGUCAAAAUAAUCAACUGAAAUGUUCUGGCUGCAAUAAAGGGGGACAUCGGACCAUAGAAUGUCCUCUCAUCAGACCGAACAAGAAGCCUGAAGAAAAACAAAUUCAAAAUAACCAACUGAAAUGUUCCAGCUGCAAUAAAGCGGGACAUCGGACCAUAGAAUGUCCUGUCAUCAGACCUAACAAGAAGCCUGAAGAAAAACAAAGUCAAAAUAACCAACUGAAAUGUUCCGGCUGCAAUAAAGCGGGACAUCGGACUAUAGAAUGUCCUCUAAUCAGACCGAACAAGAAGCCUGAAGAAAAACAAAUUCAAAAUGACCAACUGAAAUGUUCAAACUGCAAUAAAGUAGGUCAUUUGCGCAUGAACUGCCUUCUUAUUAGAGUUAGUGAUGGUACCGAAAAUGACGAAGCCAACAAGUCACCUCAAAAAAAUAAACGCUUGUGUCUGUGCUGCAACCAAAUGGGACAUUCCAGCCUAGAUUGCCCACUCCUGGGAAUUAACAAGCAGAACCUGCUCCAACAAAGCGGGGAUAAAGAUAACAAGUACGUGCCGAAAAAUGUCAACAGGGCGUCGUGCUCAACCGUAAAUACCGUGCGGCCGGAGGAGAAAUGUUCCUGCUGCAAUAAGCUAGGUCACGCGACGGUGAACUGCCCAUUUUAUAGUUUCUUCCACAGAAACAAAUAUGAGGCUAUGGAUAGAGAAAAGUUACAGAUAGCGAAGAAACAGCAAGAGAAUCCGCAGCAAUCCACAUCUCAGAAACGAGCCGACGCUGAUUCGGCAAAUCAGAAAUGCUGUUUCUGCGAUAAAGUUGGUCACUCUAGCAUAGAGUGCUUUCAGAUUAGAUUCGAAGAAAAACACUCCCAGGGGAACACUUCGGCAGCAACCCCGUCGCAGUUGCCUAAGGCUGUUCAGUAUGUAUCUGAAAGCAGCGCCCAAGUACUUCCGGAGCAGAAUAAAGGGAAUCAAAACGUGCUGACAUGCGAAUUCUGCGGCAGGGUAGGCCACAGACUGUCAGAAUGCUUUGUUGCUAGAUUCGACAGGAACAUUUAUGAGGCCCACCAUACAGCUGGUAACACAACAUCUCGCCAGUGCCUCUACUGCGGCAAAUUCGGCCACCUGCAAUACGACUGUCCCAAGAAUAAAACAGCGUCAAAGAGGGCUACUGGUUUUCAAAGGUCUCGGCCGGGAUCCUCAAGACAUUAACAUUGUUUAUCAGUAUGAAGCAUUGGAUCUUUUUUGGAAAACACAUCGUAAUAAGCGCAAGUUCUACAUUAAGGUAUAAAAAAAAAAUGGAUUUAUUUGUUUUAUAAUAACUGAAGAAUUCGUAAUUUUUUUAUUAGACAUAUGUAUAUUAUAUAUUUGCAACGCUUCUUUUAACAGUCGUCACAUCAAAAGAAAAACAUUAGUAGACAUAAUUGUGUAUUCUAAAACAUUCCUUUUUCUGCAACUUUAAAAUAAAAAUUGGUAAUUGUUAAUCAUUAAUUCUUUUCUAGUAUACCAAUAAAUUGAAAAAUCAAAGAAAUGGCAAAGAAUUUGAACAUAACAUUUGUCUUUCUGAUAAAAAAUUUGCAUGCAUUUUCAAUUUGAUCAUUUUAUGCAACACUGCAAAUAGUUAUAAAAAUACAUAAUGUAAACAUUUUUUAUGAAUUAAUUUAUUAUUUAAAAACACAAUACAAUUGUUAGUGUUUGUGGACUGGUAAAACAUUUGAAAUUAAAUUUUAAGUUCAAAAUGUACAGUGUGUCUAUAUAUAUAUGCUUUAAAAUUUUGGAUACAUCUAAUUUUUAUCAAUAAUAAUUGAAAUUAAUUAAUACAAUUUUUGUCUUUAACAAAAGCUGUUGUACCUAGAAAGAAAUAGGUACCUUGUAUAUAAGAAAUUGAAAAUAUAUAAUCUGUUUCACUUUAUUUGCUUUAAAAUCAGUUUGUAUUGCCUUGUAUAUCUUCUGGCCGUGUUUAUCUUCAUUAUAAUUAUUACUUAUACUGCUGUUUGCUGUAUCUUAUGUAAACUAUCUUAGAAAUAUAAUAAAUGUUCAAGUAUUGUCUGUAA
Molecule: messenger RNA, 4630 nt
Organism: Anoplophora glabripennis (Asian longhorned beetle)
Lineage: Eukaryota; Metazoa; Arthropoda; Insecta; Coleoptera; Cerambycidae
Exons: 6
Coding region: 204-3788 (1194 amino acids)
Cellular component (GO): nucleus
Molecular function (GO): nucleic acid binding; zinc ion binding
Source: RefSeq, a predicted model, not a curated record